This is a messenger RNA of Boeremia exigua, 1500 nucleotides long. RefSeq lists its product as uncharacterized. The transcript has 3 exons. Lineage: Eukaryota; Fungi; Ascomycota; Dothideomycetes; Pleosporales; Didymellaceae. The record is from RefSeq and is a predicted model, not a curated record. The coding region runs from base 359 to 1264 and encodes 301 amino acids.
CUGAGUUGUCAAAGUCCAUUAGAGUCUACUCCGAGGGCCCGUACACCCCCACCCCUGCUAGCUUAAGGCGAAAGCAACGAGUUUUUACGGUGUUUGCAAUCGCCUUCAUCGAAUCGCUACGCUCACGGCUCAUGCCGUCUGACGCACAUCGAGAUCCCUGGCGGCUAAACCUUACGUUGUGCGUUUCAACCAAUAAGGUGCGGGCGGCCUGGCUUUUGUGUACUGUGAGUUUCGGCCCCCAAGUCAGGCUCCAACAUUGUGCAGCGGCAUAACACCUGAGUUCUGGCUCCUUUUCUCUCGCUAGAUCCCCGUUUCCAACACUCCUGUCGCUCCUUCGGGGCUGUCUGUCACUUACACGAUGCGUCUACAUCAAUACCUUUCGAUCGGCUCACUUGUUACUCUUGUUGCAGCCCAAGGCAAGUGUCGCUUUGGCAAUGGCACUUUACUUCCAGACGUUCCGGAGUGGAAUAUCUACCAGCCAUGCGCAGCCUCUGAUGGACCAACGACCAUUUGUUGCGCGACGAAUCGUGAUAAUGAGCCAUGGGGCAACGUAUCGCUAGGAUUCACGCGCGACGAAUGUCUGCCAAAUGGGGUGUGUCAGAACCGACUAACGACGAACGAGGGACAACCGGUGACGACCUGGUUUAUCGACUACUGUACAGAAAAUGGGCAGUCAGACAGUGCUGGGAAAUGCCUGAACGUUUGUCCGACGGCUUCGUUAGAGCUCACUGCCAAAAUCACACCUUGCGAUGGCACUGCAACCAGCUCCCGAUGGUGCUGUGGUGAUACACGGGGCUGCUGUAAUUCCAACUCUGGGGUUGUCUUGUUGGAACAAGUUCUGGGUCAAGUCUCGUCGAGCGUGAUCAGUUCAAGUUCGCCUGCAACGUCAUCGUCAUCAUCAGUAACAACGCCCACGCCUUCGACAACUUCCGCAUCCGCAGCACCACUAGAUACAGGCAGCACUAGUACAAAAUCAAACGGUCUAAGUGGGGGAGCAAUAGGAGGGAUUGUCGUUGGCGUCGUCGUAGGGCUGGCAUUGAUCGCAGCAGCAUUGUUCUUCGCGAGAAAGGCUUCGCGCAGGAAGAAGGCCCCUUACGCAGCGCCAGAUGCGGCUGAGGUUCCGUACAGCCCGGCAGAGGUUCCGUACAGCCCGGCAAUGCCCGAACUGGGGUCGACAGUGAAAUAUGCUCAUGUUCAGGAGAUGCCUGGGGCACCGCCUAGCGAGCUUCAUGGUGACGUGCCUAUGCACGCUCACAAACCGUGAGACAUCGGUUUGAUCUCCAUUCUGGUCUGUAGGAUUCAGCCUUGUAUGACUAAUACACGAUUCGAAGUUUCCGUGUACUCAACUCUGACCUUGAAUGUGCAAAUUAAGCACAAAGAUUAUCCGAUUGUGCCAAUGAAGAGAUGGUCGAAGUAUCAUUGCUAUAUAUCAGAAGCUUGUGCCUGAGUAUUCUACAGCGGCAUGAGCUGAGCCCUUCAGCAAGACAAAUUGAUGCUCAG